Messenger RNA from Tigriopus californicus, 1276 nucleotides. RefSeq names its product D-aspartate oxidase-like. Bases 103 to 1140 code for a protein of 345 amino acids. Gene Ontology annotation, molecular function: D-amino-acid oxidase activity; FAD binding. NCBI's taxonomy places the organism in Eukaryota, Metazoa, Arthropoda, Copepoda, Harpacticoida, Harpacticidae. The record is from RefSeq and is a predicted model, not a curated record. The transcript is spliced from 5 exons.
CCACUCGGUCAAGUUCUACUUAGUCUUGUUUAGCCCGUCCGAUUGGGCAAAGAUGUACCUUUAACAGGUCUCUCUGGAUUGGGUUAUCAUCAUAUCAAGAACAUGUCUGCAAAUCGGAGGGUUUUGAUCCUGGGAUGCGGCUCGGCGGGCCUCAACACAGCCUUGAUCCUUCAGCAGGAGAUCCCUGAGCUCGAAGUGACUUUAAUGGCCAAGGAUUUUCCACCACAUACGACCAGUGAUGUGGCGGCCGGAAUCUUUAGACCUGGGUCGACAUUUCAAGCCCCGACCGAGGAACUUCGACAUGAGUGGCUCGCAUUCUCCUGGGAUUACUAUACCAAACUGAGGAUCAACGAGGAUCAAUCUCAGACUGGUAUCAUAGAGAUGCCUUGUUAUAUCUUGACCUCAAAUGAGAAGACCAUGUUCCAAUUUCCAUUUUUGAGCCAACGCGCCUCAGGAUUUCGGGAGUGUUCCAAGCAAGAGCUCAACGUGUUCCAGCCCCCGGGGAAGUGGGUCAAAGGCCACUACUUUCGUACGAUGGUUAUCGAUAACAGCCGAUUCUUGCCUUGGGCCAUGCAAAGGUUCACUGAGCGUGGGGGCAAACUCAUUUCCAGGCAAAUCAACAGCUUCGAGGACAGAAUACUCAAGGAGUUCGAUGUAGUUAUCAAUUGCACCGGCCUCGGAUCCAAAUAUUUGUGUCCAGACCGGAAAAUGGUCCCUGUUCGAGGCCAAGUAGUUAAAGUGAAGGCUCCUUGGAUGAAAAUGGCUGUCUAUGGCGAUGCCGAGUCUUACAUUAUCCCAGGGGUGGAUUACGUGACCUUGGGUGGAACCAGGAACUUCAACAACUACUCACUGGACGCCGAACCCAUGGAAACCGAGACCAUUUUGAAAAGGGCGUGCCUCAUGGUGCCGAGUCUGGAAAAGGCUGAGGUCGUCUCUGAAAGAGUGGGUCUUCGACCUCAUCGACACGAGGUCCGGCUCGAAUUGGAAACCCGUUCCAAUGGCUUAAAGGUGGUCCAUAACUAUGGCCAUUGUGGAUAUGGCGUCAUGGCCUCGCCGGGGACCUCGAAACACGCGGUCGAGCUCGUCAAAGAAUCCCUGAGGACCGAAAAUAAGUCUUGGAUGGACAAACAUAAGCUUUGAGAUGGGCGGGUGGACCUCAAACUAUUUCAGAUAGUACUAUAUGAACGAGAUACAAGUCAUGUUUAGAGUACCUUGUACUUGCUUUUAGGUCGGAGAUCCUCAAUAGAGAAAUAGAGAAACAACAUAAGAAAACAUA